GCAUCUUGUAAGCUUUCAACUCAACUCUCAAAGUGAAAGAACCAAAUCAUCUAACCCUAAAUUAAUCUAUGUCUUUUGAUGCUGCUUUUAGUGUUCACUUCUACAUAUUCUCCUUUCUAGCUUUACUAAUUUUCACUUUAAUUAUCAAAAACAAACAAACCACAAAUUGCACCUCCAAAUUUAGACCCCCACCAACCCCAAGAUCAUUACCAAUCAUAGGCCACCUUCACCUUAUAGGCUCAAUCAUACCAAAAUCAUUCCAAAAAAUUUCUAACCAAUAUGGUCCACUAAUUCAACUCAAUCUAGGUGCCUCAACUUCAAUAAUUGUCUCCAAUGCACAAGUAGCCAAAGAAGUCAUGAAAACACAUGACCUUAAUUUUUGUUACCGACCCCAAUUUGGUUCCUCUAAUGAUUUUUUAUAUAAAGGGUCUUAUUUCAUUACUGCCCCAUAUGGUCCUUAUUGGAGAUUCAUGAAAAAAUUAUGUGUUACUAAAUUACUCUCUAGCUCACAACUUAGUCGUUUCAUGCAUAUUAGAGAACAAGAGUUAGAGAAUCUCUUGAAAUAUCUUGUGAUUUUUUCUAAUGAAAAUAAGUCAACGGAUUUGUGUUUGGAUUUGACUACUUAUACUAAUAAUAUUUUGUGUCUUAUGACUAUGGGAACAACUAUAUUUGACAAAGAUAUUAUUAGAUGUUUGGUUAGGGAGUUUAUGCAUGUAGGAGCUAAAUUGAGUAUGGGUGAAGUGUUUGGGCCUUUGGGAAAAUUGGACUUGUUUGGUUAUGGAAAAAAGCUUAGGAAAAUAGUUGGUGAAUUUGACAAAAUUUUGGAAAGUUUUUUGAAGGAACAUGAAGAGAGAAUAAAUAAUGAGGAUCGUGAAGGAGACAUGAUGGAUAUCUUAUUAGAAGUUUAUAGAAAUCCAAAUGCUGAAGUUAGGUUAACAAGAAAUGAUAUCAAGGCCUUUUUUCUAGACAUUUUACUUGCCGGAACAGACACAUCCUCAGUGGCAAUGCAAUGGGCUAUGGCAGAGAUUAUAAACAACCCAAUAAUAUUAAAUAAGUUAAGGGCUGAGAUUGAAUCUGUAGUUGGACCAACUAGAUUAAUUAGAGAAUCAGACGUUCCAAAAAUGCCUUACUUACAAGCUUGUGUAAAAGAAGUGUUAAGACUCCAUCCACCUGCACCCUUUGCUCUUAGACAAUCAUCAGAUCAAGAUUGCAAAAUCAACGGCUACGAUGUAAAGGCUCAUACAAGGACACUAAUCAAUGUGUAUGCAAUCAUGAGGGACCCAAAAUCAUGGGUCAACCCUGAGGAGUAUAUACCUGAGAGAUUUUUAGUAAGUGGUGAUGAGAUCAACGGUGGAGAUGAUUAUGAAGAUGUGAAUAAAAUGGACGGUGGUGAUGAUUUUAGGUAUAUUCCAUUUGGGUUUGGUAGGAGGGGUUGUCCUGGUUCAUCACUUGCAUUAAGGGUUAUACAUGUGACAAUUGGUGCGUUGAUUCAAUGUUUUGAGUGGAAAAUUAACGGUGGUGAUAAGGUUAAUAUGGAAGAAGGGUCAUCAUUUUCUGUAGGAUUGGCUAAACCGUUAGUUUGUUACCCUGUUACUUGUUUUAAUCCUUUUGAAAAUUGUUUGUGAUUAGAGCAUUUUCUAUAUAAGAUAAUGUUGUUUUUGUAAGGAUACUAAAUUGUAUUAUUGAAGUAUAUUAGAUGGUUCCUAUCCUUGUUAUGUUUUUUUUUAA
Messenger RNA from Trifolium pratense (red clover), 1728 nucleotides. RefSeq names its product cytochrome P450 93A3-like. The transcript is spliced from 2 exons. Gene Ontology annotation, molecular function: heme binding; oxidoreductase activity, acting on paired donors, with incorporation or reduction of molecular oxygen, NAD(P)H as one donor, and incorporation of one atom of oxygen; iron ion binding. The coding region runs from base 69 to 1625 and encodes 518 amino acids. Lineage: Eukaryota; Viridiplantae; Streptophyta; Magnoliopsida; Fabales; Fabaceae. Gene Ontology annotation, cellular component: membrane. The record is from RefSeq and is a predicted model, not a curated record.